GGCCAAUGAAUAAAGUAAGAGACAGAGUACCUAACCUCAAAACAAAACCACAACCACCGUGAAUAAUUUACCGUAAUGACCUUACAUACAUUGAUAAAAGGACGUUUAUAGUGAUUAGAUCAGUGAUACUUUACCGCGAUCACAACCUUAAGAUCUUCUACAGAACUUCUGGGACCUUACCUUUGAAGUGUCAAUUUAAAUAUAAAGUCAUACCUAUACAAGAAAAACAGUUUUUAAACCUUUAAAACUCUGACAGGAAAUAUGAAAGCUGUUGCAGUGGUGACAGGGGGCAAUAAGGGAAUCGGAUAUGCCAUAGCUAAAGGACUUUGUGAAAAAUUUUCCGGAAAUGUAUAUUUAACAGCUCGCAAUGAAGCUCUCGGCCUUAAUGCAGUAGCGAAACUAAAGGAAUUAGGCCUAAAUCCUCUUUUUCACCAAUUGGACGUAAAUGAUCAAGCGAGCAUCGAUAAAUUUAGAGACUAUAUCAAAAAUGCAGAGGGCGGAAUAGAUAUAUUGGUGAACAAUGCUGCGAUAGCUUUUCCGCAAGUCACAUCCGUACCAUUCUCCAAGCAAGCUGAGGAAACGAUUGCAGUAAACUAUUUCGGUACUUUACGUGUUUGUGAGACACUUUUUCCGAUUUUAAGGCAAAGUGCAAAAGUCGUUAAUGUUUCGAGUUCUGCAGGUCAUUUAUUUAGAAUUCCAUCGCCAGAUAUUCGAGCAAAACUCAGUGAAGCAUCGCUAACUAUUGAAAAAUUAAGUGAAUACAUGCGAGAAUUUGUAGAAGCUGCCAAAAUGAAUGUUAACAGUGAAAAGGGAUGGGGCAACUCUGCUUACGUUGUGUCUAAGGUCGGUGUUUCUGCACUUACCAAUGUACAGCAGAGGCUCUUCGAUGAAGAAAACGAACACAGAAAUAUUAUGGUAAAUUCAGUUCAUCCCGGCUAUGUAGAUACCGAUAUGACCAAUCAUAAAGGUGUGCUAACUAUUGAAGAAGGUGCUAAAGCGCCCUUAUAUUUAGCUUUGGAAGAUCAUGGUUUGCGAGGAAAGUUCGUUUGGAAUGAUAGUAAAGUGGUUGAUUGGUUUCAACCAAUUUGAAGAAAGAAAAAUGCUAUAAAUGUGCUAUUUUUUUAUUUCAAUAAAAUUCAUUAAACACUUCUUUCUCAAAAAUCCUUAA
Photinus pyralis (common eastern firefly) is the source of this 1168-nucleotide messenger RNA. RefSeq names its product carbonyl reductase [NADPH] 1-like. The record is from RefSeq and is a predicted model, not a curated record. Bases 262 to 1089 code for a protein of 275 amino acids. Lineage: Eukaryota; Metazoa; Arthropoda; Insecta; Coleoptera; Lampyridae. Gene Ontology annotation, molecular function: carbonyl reductase (NADPH) activity. The transcript has 4 exons.